Molecule: messenger RNA, 1068 nt
Organism: Lolium perenne
Lineage: Eukaryota; Viridiplantae; Streptophyta; Magnoliopsida; Poales; Poaceae
Source: RefSeq, a predicted model, not a curated record
AUGGUUGUAGAUCAGAGGUGGGAAACACUCGCAGAUGUGAGGUCAAAAAAGGGCAAGGAAGCAACAGCCACAGUUCUAAGUCAGUCCUUCUGGAACAAUGUUCACCUUUGCUUGAAGGUUUUCGAGCCUUUGGUCAAGCUUCUUCGUUUGGUUGAUGGGGAUGUUAAACCAUCAAUGGGUUUCCUAUAUGGAGAACUGCUCAAGGCUAAGAGAGAUAUCAGAGAUGCCUUUGGUAAUGUGGAGAAAAACUACAAAGAUGUGAUGGCAAUUGUUGAUAAGAAGAUGAAGGGUAGACUGGACUCUCCAUUGCAUGUUGCAGCAUACAUGCUGAACCCAUACUACUCUUAUAACAAUAGCACAAUCUUUGAUGACCCAAAUGUCAUUGAAAAGUUCAUGCUUUGUGCUGAAACCUUCUAUAAUCAUGAUGAUGACAAGGCAUAUGCUGCUGUCAAUGUUGAUUUGGACAAAUUUCAGAAGAAACAUGAUUCUUUUUCAAAGAAGAUGGCUAAAAGCUAUGAGAAAUUUCGAAUUCAAUCCAGGCUCUAUGGAGGUGGAGCACCAGAUUUGCAAAGGAUGGCAAUUCGAAUUCUUUCACUGACUUCAAGUUCUAGUGGCUGUGAAAGAAACUGGAGCACAUUUGAAUCGAUCCACACUAAGAAAAGGAAUAGGCUAACAACAGAAAGGAUGGAUAUGUUAACCAACAUUCAGUUUAACAACUGGAUGUUGUCCAAGAAGGAGAGAUGCAGCCGGAACAAGUCCUACGAGGUCCUCCUAGCUGCUGAUGCAUCUGAAGGUCAGGGAUUCCUUUUUGAGGGAGGAGAUGCACACGCACUGAUGGUGUUUCAUGAUCCAGAUGAGGGCUACGUCCCUGGUACAAACAUACCAUGGAGUGUGAUUGGAGAAGCUGUUGGAGCUGACAAACAACUUAAGCCUCGUAGAAGUGCAAGGGUGGUUAGAGAGAUAAAUGAAGAAGAGUGGGAAUCAACAGAUAAAGAUGGAGAGGAGGAAGACAUCGAUUUUGAUGACGAUGAAGCAGAAGAUGAUAUCAGGGAAGUGGCUGGCUUUUAG